CCAACACUUGGAACAUUUAUAGAAGGCCCACGGCCCAAGCCUAAAAGUGAAGUCUUGCGGUCCUGUACGCCGCUUUCUGAGAAGGGCAGGGGCUGAGAAUUAAAAAGAAUCGAGAAAAAGCAUUAAGGCUAGGAACGAAGAAGAGGAGGUGGAGGAAGAGAGUCAUGGCGGAGACAGGGGACGAAAAUGCAGGGGAGUUUUACUUGAGGUACUAUGUCGGCCACAAGGGUAAAUUUGGGCAUGAGUUCUUGGAGUUCGAGUUUAGGCCCGACGGCAAGCUCCGGUAUGCUAAUAAUUCCAACUAUAAGAACGACACCAUGAUCCGUAAAGAGGUCUUCGUCACCCCCGCCGUUCUAAAAGAAUGCCGUCGCAUCGUCGUUGAAAGCGAGAUAAUGAAGGAAGAUGACAACAAUUGGCCAGAACCAGAUCGCGUUGGAAGGCAAGAGCUGGAGAUUGUAAUGGGGAACGAGCACAUAUCUUUUACUACUGCUAAGAUUGGUUCUCUCGUGGAUGUCAAUACCAGUAAAGAUCCUGAAGGUCUUCGAAUCUUCUAUUAUCUUGUUCAGGAUUUGAAGUGUUUCGUGUUUUCUCUUAUCUCACUCCACUUCAAGAUCAAACCCAUUUGAGUGUCAGCCAUAUCACCCCCUGGAACAGAAGGAAAGCCAUGUGUUUUGAAGUUGCUUGGUCUGACCCCCUGGAACAGAAGGAAAGCCAUGUGUUUUGAAGUUGCUUGGUCUGUUGUCCUUUGCCUUGAUAAGUUCGUUAUAUAUUUAAACUUAUAAAUAGCGUUGAUUUGGGUGAUUGUUCGAGUAGAUGAAGUUUGUGAUAUGCUAGUUGUGUAAUUGAAGAUCUAUUCCUUUUGCUCUUGAUAAGCCCUCUUUUCCGCAUUAAUCAGUGGAUCUUCAGGCUUGAGCCUAAGCUGACUCGCAUCUGAUCAGCCCCUUCUUCCUGUUUCUAAUUUAAGACGUGAUUAUUGCAUCUCGGAGGUGGUGUAGGUAUUGUGUUAGUUUUAAAGGGUGAAUUGUGUAACGCAAAACAAAUCUAGUGAUGCAGAUAUUUGUCUUUUUUUAUUUCCGGUCAGCAUGUUCUGUCGGUCUGAGUUUGUGCACAA
Messenger RNA from Coffea arabica (coffee), 1111 nucleotides. NCBI's taxonomy places the organism in Eukaryota, Viridiplantae, Streptophyta, Magnoliopsida, Gentianales, Rubiaceae. The record is from RefSeq and is a predicted model, not a curated record.